Molecule: messenger RNA, 1794 nt
Organism: Gaeumannomyces tritici R3-111a-1
Lineage: Eukaryota; Fungi; Ascomycota; Sordariomycetes; Magnaporthales; Magnaporthaceae
Exons: 1
Coding region: 353-1033 (226 amino acids)
Cellular component (GO): extracellular region
Source: RefSeq, a predicted model, not a curated record
CCCAGUGCUAUUUACGUCAUGGCCUUCAAAUUCCUGGCUGUUCUUUGCCAAACAACACCACAAAGAUGAAGUCGCCAGCCAAGCCAGCCUUCUUGACGUCCAAUCGAGGCCACGGGACGGCAAAGUCUUGGGACGUUCAUUCCUUGAUUUUUGCCUGUCUCUCGACUAUGGCGCAUUCCACAAAAGCAUGGCCCUCGCGGCUGCUGUCUUUGCCCAUCGAGCGUUGGGCAUUUCCCAAAAACAGCCCGAAAUGAUCACAUCGAACCGGUGUUUUUUCGUUGCAUCAUCGUGUCUUGGAUGGUUCAGUUGAAAUCCCUGCGACUGUUGGACUCCCACGUUUGGAUUGAGCAAAAUGCCAAAACCUCUUUCAUCCCCUAUUUGGCUCAUCUUGGCCGUCGUCCUUCUUCACCACGCCAGCGCGUCCCCGCCAUCCCCCGCCACCCAGCGAGACGUGCAGGUUGUCACCGUGACGGCAGCACCCACUAUACCCUCCGACGCUCCAGAGUACGUCUCGCGCGACCAGUUCACGUCGGCCGUGCUCAACAGCACCAACGCCUACCGCCGCGACUACGGCGCCGCCAACGUGACGUGGAACGACACGCUCGCGCGCUUCGCCGACGACUACCUCACCAAGGAGGUGACGGACAAGUGCGAGUUUGAGCAUUCGGGCGGCCCCUACGGCGAGAACCUCGCCAUCGGCUACCCCUCAGCGCGCUCCGCCGUCGAGGGCUGGGGCGACGAGCGCGAGCGCUACGACUUCGAAAAGGCCGACUUCAGCGAGGAGACGGGCCACUUCACGCAGCUCGUCUGGCGCAACACGAGCGACGUCGGCUGCGGGAGGCGGCUGUGCGGCACCAAGGGCUGGUACCUCGUCUGCGAGUACUGGCCCCGCGGCAACGUCAUCGGCGAGUUCAAGGACAUGGUUGCGAGCCCCGUCGAGGGCGCGUCUUGGAGGGGAGGCGCGGCCGCGUCGACGUGUAGGCUGUCCUUUGUCUUUGGAGGCGCGGCCCUGGUGGCCGUGGUCGUUUUCUAAUAUUGUUGCUCUUUAUCAAUUACAGCAGCGCCGACGACCUGUCGAGGUCUCACAAUAAUGCCCAAUCUCAGCGAUCAUUUCCUCUUUGUGCGCUAUAUAUGCUCCGCUAUCCAGGUCUCAAGAUCUCGCCACCUCCAGGGAUCUCCUCAACGGUAAAGAAGCCCUCCACUGGCGCAGAUGGUCUGCCCAGUGAUCCACGACGCAGCCGGGCUGGCCAGCCAUGCCACCGUGGUGGCGACCUCCUCGACAGUGCCGAAUCGAUUCUGCAGCAGUGUUUGAGCCAGCAAAUCCGCCAAAAGCCCCCCGGGCUGAGCCUGCGACAUGCGGGUGUCUAUCGGGCCGAGGCUGACGGCGUUGGCCGUCGUCCCGUGCUCGCCGAGCUCCGUCGCCCAAGCCCUGGUCGCGGCCUCGAGCCCGCCCUUGCAGGCGCCGUACGCCGACAAGCCUGGGAGGCCGGCGCGGGACGCGAUGGACGAUAUGCUGAUUAUGCGCCCGCGCCCGCCCGGGCGGUGGAUAUAGGGCAGCAACGCGUGCACGAGCGCCACGGGCCCGCGCAGGUUAACGCUGUAAACGCCGUCGAAGAACUCGGGCGUCGUGUCGGCCACGGGCACGUUGGGCGCGACGGCGGCGUUGUUUACCAGAAUGUCAAGCCCGAAGCCGCCCGAGUCAGACCAGGUAAUCUCCCGCGCGAGCUCCGCCACCAUCUGUGCCGGGCCGUCGGGCGCGCCCACAUCCCCUCGGAGGCCGUAGGCUCUGGGCUU